CGUGCGCAUCCAACUGAAGACCUUGUCUUCUUGUACACUCAAACAUCCUGUCGUCACUAAUUACCACAGCCACAAAGUCUUAAACCCCGUCUAUUUAUACAAUUUAUCUUCAUAACAUCUGGAUUUUAAACCUAACGAAAAUAAUAAGCCUUAUGCAUAAUCCUAACCUUAAAUUAAGACCAAUAAGACCAUUUAUUUCAUACAUUUUUGCUAUAGACAAUUUUGACUUUGUGUUUGUAGUAACUAGUGGAAACCCAAACAUCCGGAUUCCAAAGUCAUAUGACUAGCCGCCAGCGCACUGUCAUUUAAUAGCCUCGCAGCUAGCAGCACACUGUAACGUAGCAGGUAACCGGUGAGUUUCGUUAAUUUAACCAUGGCAACAUUGGUGGGAAACAGGACAAUGGACAUCAACGGACCUGCUGCGGCAAGGACGCACACACAGGCUGUGACCAGAAACUACAUCUCACAACCAAGGCUGACUUAUUCUACUGUGUCUGGAGUAAAUGGACCCCUGGUGAUUCUGGAUAAUGUGAAGUUUCCCAGGUAUGCUGAGAUUGUACAUCUGACUUUACCUGAUGGCACCAGGAGGAGUGGCCAGGUGCUGGAGGUGAUUGGCACCAAGGCUGUCGUACAGGUGUUUGAGGGGACAUCUGGUAUUGAUGCCAAGAAGACGGCCUGUGAGUUCACCGGUGACAUCCUGCGCACACCUGUGUCUGAGGACAUGCUGGGACGUGUUUUCAAUGGCUCAGGCAAGCCCAUUGACCGUGGCCCCACUGUGCUGGCUGAAGACUACCUGGAUAUCAUGGGCCAACCCAUCAACCCUCAGUGCCGUAUCUACCCUGAGGAGAUGAUCCAGACUGGUAUUUCUGCCAUCGAUGGGAUGAACAGCAUUGCUCGAGGUCAGAAGAUCCCCAUCUUUUCUGCCGCUGGCCUCCCCCACAACGAGAUUGCUGCCCAGAUUUGUCGUCAGGCUGGCCUGGUGAAGAAAUCCAAGGAUGUGAUGGACUACAGCGAUGAUAACUUUGCCAUUGUCUUUGCUGCCAUGGGGGUGAACAUGGAAACUGCUCGCUUCUUCAAGUCGGACUUUGAGGAGAAUGGAUCCAUGGACAAUGUUUGCCUGUUCUUGAACCUAGCCAACGACCCCACUAUUGAGCGCAUCAUCACCCCUCGCCUGGCUCUGACCUCAGCUGAGUACCUGGCCUACCAGUGUGAGAAGCAUGUCCUGGUCAUCCUGACUGACAUGAGCUCCUAUGCCGAAGCUCUGAGAGAGGUGUCAGCUGCCAGAGAGGAAGUCCCUGGCCGUCGUGGUUUUCCCGGUUACAUGUACACGGAUCUGGCUACUAUCUACGAGCGUGCCGGCAGAGUGGAGGGCAGGAACGGCUCCAUCACUCAGAUACCCAUCCUCACCAUGCCCAACGAUGAUAUCACCCAUCCCAUUCCUGAUCUCACUGGGUACAUCACUGAGGGACAGGUCUAUGUGGACCGACAGCUGCACAACAGACAGAUCUACCCACCCAUCAAUGUGCUGCCCUCUCUAUCUCGAUUGAUGAAGUCCGCCAUCGGUGAAGGAAUGACCCGUAAAGACCAUGCUGAUGUCUCCAACCAGCUGUAUGCCUGCUAUGCCAUUGGUAAGGACGUGCAGGCCAUGAAGGCCGUGGUCGGAGAGGAGGCCCUCACCUCCGAUGAUCUGCUCUACCUGGAGUUCCUGCAGAAGUUUGAGAAGAACUUCAUCGCUCAAGGCCCCUAUGACAACAGGACCGUCUAUGAGACCCUGGACAUUGGCUGGCAGCUGCUCCGAAUCUUCCCCAAAGAGAUGCUGAAGAGGAUUCCCCAGAGCACCCUGGCCGAGUUCUACCCAAGGGAGUCUGCCGCUCGUCACUGAGCGCCUUCAGCUGCUCCGACCCCCUUAGACUAGUGUUGACCCCCCCCCCCCCCCCCCCCCCCCCCCCCCGACCACUCAGAGAACAGAGCAAUGAUCUCAGCUCCCUCUAGAUGUAUUCUACUGUAUCUGUGUCCAGAAACUCGUAUGGAUAGUGUCUGUGAUUGUAACUGUUCAUUUUGUUCAGAGAUGUGAACUUGCCCUUAAAUCAAAGAAUGAUCCUGUUUAUUUAUUGGGGUAUUUUACUGCUAGGUUUUGUUUAUUGAAUGUUGUCCCCACCUAAACUAAAUUCAACCUUCCAAAAAUAUAAAAACAUCCUAUACAUUCGAGCUUGACAGGAAUUGUUAUGUUCUCUUUUACAUUUCAAUGGCACUUCAUUCACUUAUUUCAGAUGGGGGGAAAUUACUUCUUAACCAUAUCUGAAAUUGUAGGACUUCACCAAAUACCUAGGAGGUCAAAGUGUCAUGACGUACUUUAAUGUAUUAGACCGAACAUCAUUGUUACUUAAAUAUUUACUUUUAUAGGCAUGAGGUAAGGGUUUCGAUAUUUGACAAACUUUUGGGCCACUUGAAAUUGUCUAUUGUAGAUAUAGACCUUUGUGUGAACUGUGAUUGCUUAUUUCUUUUUGGCCUCUGCUUGGUGUAAUUCCUAUCGAAAGAAAAUGAUGUUUACAUUGUUUGCUGUAUGUAUGUGCUGUUAAAAGAAAAAUAAUACUAAACAUUCCCCUGUUGCAUUGUUAAUUCUUUGUUUGCAGAAAUCGGAUCUGUGUGUUUAUUGAUUCCUGUGUUUUCCUGUCCAUAAAUAAAUGUAUUUUAGAAUUA
Molecule: messenger RNA, 2700 nt
Organism: Oncorhynchus kisutch (coho salmon)
Lineage: Eukaryota; Metazoa; Chordata; Actinopteri; Salmoniformes; Salmonidae
Gene: atp6v1ba
Product: ATPase, H+ transporting, lysosomal, V1 subunit B, member a
Exons: 14
Coding region: 374-1882 (502 amino acids)
Biological process (GO): ATP metabolic process; proton transmembrane transport; vacuolar acidification
Cellular component (GO): proton-transporting V-type ATPase, V1 domain
Molecular function (GO): ATP binding; proton-transporting ATPase activity, rotational mechanism
Source: RefSeq, a predicted model, not a curated record